UGAAGACUCCUGUCAUCAUGCAGGCAGUACUAAGUUUGUUUGUAUGCCUGAUUACUGCUUCAGUAGCACUUAAAGGUAAUAUUUUAUCCCUUGAUUUCUGCCUUCAUGUGAAAAUGUUAUGAUAGUUGUAGAUAUAUUAAGGGACAUGAUUAAUGUGUGAGCAUGUGGAUGGGUGAGACAUAUAAGGGAUCAUUAAACUACAGUAUGAGGCAUAACAAUACAAUGUGCCAAAAAAGAUAGCUGUAAAGUGCAUUUAAUACCUUAUUAUAUACAUAGACCAAUGAAAUAUUACAAUUGGGUUGACCUGUAUAUGAUAAUAUUUGUUCAAGUUGUUGUAAAGAACUCACAUUAUUCAGAGCUAUCUCAGAGCUCUGCUGUAUUACACACAGACAAUAUAAUCUCUGUCACAGGGUAUAUGUAGGUCCAAAUGGCAGAAAUUCUCUUAAUGAGGUAGUAUCACCAUAACAUAUAAAAAAGCAAAAGCGCAAAAUCUCCAAUAGUGAAGUAAUGAAUAAUGAGUGAGUUCUCUUCAGCAAAUAUUUUCAUAGUAUCAGACUGUAUUACACUAUUAUCUGUUCUGUUUGGUUCUUUUUGAGGUCAACCAAAUUGGAAUAUUUCAUCGUAUAUAAUAAGGUAUUAAGUGCACUUUACAAGUAUCUGUUCUGCAUGAUUUGGGAGUCCUUGAAUGAUUCACUGCUGCCCACAUUUGUGUGUAUUAUAGUGAGCACCUAUACACUCUUUUUUUUUUUUUUUUCUUUGUUUGAUACAGUAUGAGGUAUGGAUAACGGUGAUUGGUGCUUGCGUGGAUUUACACCCCACCACCACAUCAUUAAUGUUACCUAACAUUUAUGUUGAACUCUGCUGAAUUUAUGAAUUCUAGUUUUUGCAACUUGCAUGUAACUGAUGGGAGCACACAGUGAUUGUUACAUAAAAAAUAAACUCUCAAAUGGAGACAAAUUGCAGUUACUCAGAUAUCUGUUUGAAGCCUAGAACCUAGGGAUCUAACCAAAACCUUGAGGCCAAAAGUGAGUUAGAUAAAGGGAAUGGGUAAAGAUACAAACAAUAUCAUGUAAAUUGAACAAAUUGCAUGUAGUAUUUUGACCCCGAAAAAUAAUGAUUUUUUUUUCUUUCAUAGGAAAAGGAAAUAAUUUAAGAUGGAUAAAUGAAUUUGAUCAAAAUCUUAAUUUCCAAUGUGUAAAUGAUGAAAGCAUUAGUAUGAUCACAAGGUAUGGAUAAAACCAAGGGAGCUACAAGUCACCUUUUUAAAGGAAAUCUAUCACUGAGUUUAAUUUUAUAGUUUUACAUCAUUUAACCUCCUAGACACUUUGCCCUAAGGCGACUGCCUGUGCUGUCCUGCACAACUAGUUUAUAUGUAAUUUAGUGAUCGCCCAAUCAAAAACCUUUGAAAAAUUAUUUGUGUUGAUUUUGUUGAUCAAUUGUCCUGUGGCUCUUUCACUAGCUGAAGAACAUGUUCUUGAGACAUUUUGAUAAGUAUAACCCCUGGGUUACUUAAGGUUAUGAGUCUUAUUGGACAGGUAUCUGAUUAUGAUGUUAAUUAGACAUGUGCAAUUUGUUUCAUUCCAAAUCAAAUUUCGUCUGAAUUCAAAACAUCCAAAUUGAUGGAAAAUGGAGCUCAAAUGAACAGAUCUUCAAUUUAUCUAAAAAAUAUUGUGUUGGAUCCAUUUGUUUUGAUAAGAAUAGUAAAUUAGAGAGUUAUCUACUAAACAACUGAAAGCAGAAUCAGAUAUUUCAGCUGUUUAGUAGAUAGCUCCCUACCUUAAAUAUGACAAUCCCACAUAAGAAUAGCAAAUUAGGGAGUUAUCUAAUUCAUUUUGAUUUUUGAACUAAUAACUAUGCCUGUGUGGGAUAGUUAUUAGUAUCUCCUUAUUGUGCUGAGCUCAGUGUGUUUUCCCUCUGCAUUUUACUCAGCUCUACCUGUUGUAUGGGUAUCCCAGUAGUCUACCCAGCUCUGUGUAAUCACACACAGUGAUUCCGACUGUGUGGAAUAUUUACAGUAUCUCCUUAUUGUACCCAGCUCUGUGUGUUAUUUGUGUGUUAUUUCUUUCCUUAUCUGUUCAAUCUUGUCAGUAAAGUAGCAAGCAAGACUAUCAGCUGUAAGGUUAUUUUUGGGGGUGGCCACAGCAGGGCAAAGAAGAGAGUUAAAGGUAUCAAAGAGACGCCUGGGAUUGUGGGAGCAUGAACCAAUAAGAGAAGAAAAGUAUGACUGUUUGGCAAGGGCAAGGGCUGUGCUGUAUGAACGCAAUAUGAAUUUGUAGUGUAGAAAGUCUGACUCGGUGUGAGACUUCCUCCAGCAGCGUUCAGCAGAACGAGAACAUCUUUGCAGGUAGCGUGUUGAUUUAGUGUGCCAUGGUUGGGGGCUUGUCCUCCUUGCGGUGUGUAUUUGGAGAAGGGCUGCAGGGCUGAGGUGAGGGUAGAGUUAUAUGAGGAGAUAGCCAGUGAGGGACAUGAGUGAGCAGGAAUGGAUAAUAGUUGGGAAUUGAUAUCAGCUGACAGCUGCUGGAGGUUUAUAGAACAUAUAUAUAUAUAUAUAUAUAUAUUACACACAAUACAUGGCACAAUGACUUAUGGCUCUGGCAUAGAUUGUUUUUUUUUUCUCCAGGGCUGCUUUGUAUGCCCAGUCCGGCCCUGGGUGUCUAGUACCAUCUUAAAACUUCACCAGCAAUCUCUGCCUGUAGAUGAAAGUAAGGGGCUAUAAAGGCUCAUUGAUGCACAUGAGGAGCAAAGGCUAGCCUGUUUGGUAAAGUCAGACAUAAGGGCUAUUGUGGCUCAAAUUGCUGGAAAACGUAAUGCUGGUCAUGGCAGAAGGGUGCCAGAAUACACAGUGCAUCACAGUUUGCUGCAUAUGGGGCUGUGUAGCCAUAAACCAGUCAGAGUGCUCAUGAUGAUCCCUGUCCACUGCCGAAGUGCAUUCAGUGGGGAUGUCGGCAUCAGAACUGGACCAUGGAGCAAUCAAGGAAGGUUGCCUGGUUUCAUGAAUUAUGUUGUCUUUUAGAUCAGGUGGAUGGUUGCACGCGUGUGCAUCGUUUACCUAGAGAACAUAUGGCAGCAGGAUGCACUAUGGGAAGAAGGCAGGCCGGUGAAGAAAGUUUUUUAUGCUCUGGGCAAUGUUCUGCUGGGAAAUCUUGGGUGUUUGCAUUCAUGUGGAUAUCACUUUGACACAUACCACCUAUCUAGGGCUUGUUUCAGACCAUGUACACCCUUUCAUGGUAGUGGUGUUCCUUGAUGGAAGUGGCCUCUUUCAGUAGGAUAAUGCACCCUGCAAAAAUAUUCAGGAAUGGUUUGAGGAACAUGACACAGGGUUUAAGGUGCUGCCUUUGCUGCUAAAUUCCCCAGAUCUAAAUUUGAUUGAGCAUCUGUGGACUGUGCUUGAAAUACAAAUCUGAUCCAAGGAGGCUCCACCUUUCAACUUGCAGGACUUAUAGGAUCUGCUGCUAAUGUCUUGGUGCCUGACACCACAAGCCAUAUUCUUGUGGAGCCAAUGCCUUGACUCAUCAGAACUGUUUGGAGGCACAAGGGGGACCUACACAGUAUUAUGCAGGUGGGUUUAAUGUUGUGGCUGAACAGUGUAUACAGCAGACAUAUUUCUGGUCCCAAAAGCAGCAUUUCAAAGUCUGAAUCUUUGAAGUUGGUGAUUCAUCGGCUACUGCAAGAAUGGGUCAUGUGGAACCCUUACCUUAUUGUGAGAUUUAGUAGUAAGGUAGUGAAUCAUCAUAUUACAUACAUAUAGGAAGAUUCAUGUAGUCUCAUGAGAUCUAUCCCAUUGGGAUGUCUGUGCACUAUUCAUUUUAAAUUGCUUUGCUUCUACAUAUUUAUACUUGUACCAAAUGAAUAUUUCCUUUCUGUAAACGUCCCCAGUGUCCAUGAAAACAAGCAUGAGGAUCGAAGAUGGGCCUUCAGGUGUAAGAAAACAUUUAGCAAUUCUGGGAAUUGUAACUGGUCUGGUUACAUCAAUAACUUUGAUGAAGAAUUUGAAUUCACUUGCCCAUUUGGCUCGGUCCUGAAUGGUAUGAGCAGUUAUCAUGAUAAUAAAAAGGAGGACAGAAGGUAAUUUUGGCGUUUUAUUUGAAAUGGAAAAUGCAUUGUGAGUCCAGUUGCUGUAGGACAGGGGAAAAGUAAGAUUUACUUACCUCAAGCUGUCCCCCCCAGCUGCGUUCAUCUUCAUCUUGCAGGUCCUCAUCUGCACCUGGUGCUUAAAUUUGCCAUGAGACAUGUCAGUGCAGAAUUCUCGCUCAUGACAUGUUAACGUUUGUCAACCUCAGGUUGAUUGCAGCCCCUACUUUGUCUUGUGGUAUCUUUGGAUUGUGUUGGAAUUUCAGCAAAGUUCCAGUCUUGAUCAGUAUUUAAUAAGGAAUAUAUAUUUAUAAAAUACUUGGAAGUGACACUAAUAUUAGUCAUAGUAAUAUUAUCCAUAUAGCGGCAGCAUAUUUGCAGAGGAUCCAAACAGUGAUUAAAAAAAAUACAACAAACGAGAAGCAAGUUAAAAUGAACACAAACAAGAAGUGAAACAAGCCCUGCUUGCAUGCACUUACAUGUUUCAAAGAUUUCAAAAAGAUUGAUUUUAAAGGGGAACUGUUAAGUAGUUUCUGGUAUGUAUACCAUGGAAUAAAAAUAUUGAAAAUCACAAAAACAUUAAAAAACUCAGCAAAUAAUCUAAUAAAUCAAUUCACAAAAUUCAAAGCAUCAUACAGGCACACACACUUUUUUUUCUGGAUUGUGCUUUGAAUAUUAGGAGUGUGCAACUCCCUCUCUGUGGAGCACCAAGCAUGGUGUUUUGAGUUGGCUCUAUACAAGAUAAACCAAUUGAGACACCGAAAAACUUGGGCAAAUUAUGCAAAUUAAUAGAAGAUAUAUAAAUAUUGAUUGAAAGAGAGCUAAGUGGAAGCUUACAUCUGCAGGAUAAAGGGAUAUGUAGAUUUAAUUUUAAGAUCUACAAAACAUACUUUUUAUAGGGAUAAGUAAAUAUAAUAUAAAAAAUCUAGAAAGGUGGCAUUUUGCAUUUAAACACAAUUAAAAGCAGAAGUCACGCAUGUGUAAAUAUGUUAUUAUAAAAGUAAUAGUAUAAUCAGGUGGCUGCAAUCAUUUAAUAAUCAGAUGCUUAACUUUUAUCUAGGUGGAAUUUUUUAUGCUGUUUGGGAGAAGUACAAGUUGUUAAGAAGUGCAAGUGGAGUGACUAUGUUAAUGAAUUUGACGAGUACCUGAGUUGGGAGGCACCUACUAAUCACUAUCUGGUGGGAGCAAGCAGUUACCAUAAUAACAAACGGGAGUAAGUAUCCAAUACCAGAGCUUGGGAUUCCUACAUUAUAGUGUGUUGACUCAUUAAACGACACAGUGUUCUUUAUCUAGCCUUGGUCAGGCUGCGUGCUCAUAAUUCUUUUCGAGGUAAAAAAAAGAAAUUGUUGUGCUAAAAGCUUUUGUUCCUUUGUUUAAACCUUUAAAUCAAGGAAUGACCAAAGGCAAAUCCCCAGUUGUUGCAGAACUACAAGCUCCAAUAUGUUGCCAGUCUUAAGGUUUCCAGUAGAUGUUAUUUGCAUUAGGAGAUACGCCUCACAACGUGGUCAGGUGCAUAUUCCUCCCACCUGCUUGUCCUUAAGUUGUCCAUAACUAGUUGCCAAUGUCCAGCAAUUAUAUAUAAAAAAAAAAAAAGUUAAAUGUGAAUCCUUUGCCCUUUUGCACUUCUGAAAUAACAUUUGUUUAGCAGACUUAUAUAGCCAAUUAUCAUAUAUAGUAUAACAAUUUCACACUUCAUGUUACAGAAAGACAAUGCUUCAUUCGACAUAAUAUAUCUUAAAGGGACACUCCAGGCACCCAGAUCACUUCUGCCCAUUGGAGUGGUCUGGGUGCCAACUCCCACUACUCUAAACCCUGCAAGUGUAAUUAUUGCAGUUUUUUAUAAACUGCAAUAAUUACCUUGCAGGGUUAACUCCACCUCUAGUGGCUAUCUGCUAGACAGCCACUAGAGGGCACUUCCUGGGCACUAGCACAGACGUCCUCACUCCAGCGUCACUCAUUUCCCCAUAGGAAAGUAUUGAAAUGCAUUUUUAAUGCUUUCCUACAGGGAGCGCUAAUGCGCAUGCGCGGCAUCGCCGCGCUUGCGCUUUAGGUCUCCCAGGCCGGUGGGUGGGAUCAGUCUCGCCCACCGGCCGACGCAGUCAGAAGGAGGAGCGGCGCGGAGGAGCGGCGCGGAGGAGGAAGCAGCGACGAGGGACAUCGUCGCUGCCUCAGGUAAGUUACUGAAGGGGUUUUCACCCCUUCAGCAACCGGGGAUUGGGGAGUGGGAGGGAGCCUGCAGUGCCAGGAAAACGGAUUGUUUUCCUGGUACUGGAGUUUCCCUUUAAGUACAUUCUGUGUAAUGCGAUUGAGGCAGUCUAUUUAGCACUAAAACUGAAGAAAAUAUUGCAAAAUGUGAUGCUUAUGUUCAUAGUGCACGUUUAAUGGUUGCUGAUAAAGUUUUCAAAUGGUGAGAAACUAGUUGGCAACCAGGAAUAUGUCUUUCACAAAUUCUUUCAAUUCUUUUUUGCAAUUUCUACCUGUACAAAUUACUUACCUAUCUUUCCCACCUUUAUUUCUUCAUCAUUUUUCUACACCUCUUCUUUUUGUCUUUUCCUUUAGCUUUCACCUUACUGCAAGUUUUUGCUCACACUCACACACCUUUAUUCGUAUUUUACUCGUUGCAUGGACAAUCUAGAAAUUCUCUCUCAAUGCCUUCCAAUGAUCAGUUCCUGAGUCAUCAAACUAAUUACUUUCCCAUGCUUUUUCACUGUUAACAUUCUUAUUGUUGGUUGAACCAGAUCUUCUGGGCAUUCUUAUGCUACCUGUUGGGUUACUAUUUAUAUUCUUCAAAUAAAUCUUAUUGACUACAAAUGUAUACUAAUGUCAAACCCAUUACAGAGACUAAGGAAUACUAUGGCGGAAUAUAAACAUGUAUUCUUUAACACUAUAGUGACCAACUACCUAUUUAAGUGUCCAGUCCCCCUCAGAAUGGAGUUAACUUUGCUCCAUUGCCGGGCUGAUCUCGCUGCGGCUGGGCCCCCCUUCCAUGGUUGAUAUCAUCAAGACCUACUCUGGAAGUCCCUAGAGGUGUUACUAGACAGAUAUGUGAACACUGCUUUUAUGUUUGAAAAGGCAUAUUGCUGAGCCUGCAUGGACAGAGUAUAAACACCAGAACCACUAUUAAGUGGUCGGGGUUUUGGUGACUAUAGUGUCCCUUGAAACUAUAUUUGGUUUUCCAAUGGAAUUUAAGGGGUUUUAUAAGACUUUGCAGCCCUGAUCUAUUUCCUUUUUUUUUUAUAACAGGGAUCGACGCUGGAGAUAUCACUCCUGUGAAAAAAACUAGCUACAAUGCUGAGAAAUCACCAUGCUGAUUUGAUAACUAUCUGCUUGAAAUCUACAUCGUAAUGUGACAUUUGUAAAAACAAACCCCUAUCAUUAACAUAAAUAUAAAAGACUAUUCAUCUGGCAAUCAAAUGCUGUUUAGAAAAUACCUUUUAUGCAUAUGUGCUUAGGUUUUAUUAAUGGUAAAUACAACAUCAUCACUUUUAACAGGUCAGAUACGUUAUGAUACUAAUGAAAAGUUUAAGAAAUGGGCAUACAAAGCAAAACUGAAACAUAAAAUCAGUGAUACAACAGUUAAUGAGAAACUUUUGUGUAUAAAAAUAGAAUAGUUACUAUCACUAAUUAUUU
Messenger RNA from Pelobates cultripes (western spadefoot toad), 7701 nucleotides. The record is from the annotation of a GenBank genome assembly. Lineage: Eukaryota; Metazoa; Chordata; Amphibia; Anura; Pelobatidae.